This is a messenger RNA of Dissoconium aciculare CBS 342.82, 458 nucleotides long. RefSeq lists its product as uncharacterized. The coding region runs from base 189 to 425 and encodes 78 amino acids. NCBI's taxonomy places the organism in Eukaryota, Fungi, Ascomycota, Dothideomycetes, Mycosphaerellales, Dissoconiaceae. The transcript has a single exon. The record is from RefSeq and is a predicted model, not a curated record.
UCUCCUCUGCUCAGACCGCGAAUGGUAUUGGAGUUGUAAGUUCGACGCUGAGGCACGUUGUCGCGAAUUAGCCAAACACUCUCCAGAUGCGACCACCACUCGUCGAAUGCUCCUUCGUACAACAUUGAAGCCUUGGUCAGAUCUCCUUCCAACCACCAGAUAGAACCGCUGGCAUACCUGUCGGCCAUAUGUGUAGAUACUGCACACACCGCUUCGCGAGUGCGUUCAGGCUUCUCCAACGGAGGAUGAGGAAGUUCGGCCUAACAAUUCGUUGCGGACUGAGUCGGUGCUUGGGCUUGAGGGAGGGCAGCGUCUGGAUCGUUGCAACGGCAGUCUCAAAGACGACAGACUGUCAGCGAAAACGAGAAGGGGCGACGGCCAUCAGCUCAUAUAUAACAAUUGCAUGUCGCAAUUGCUUCGUUUGAGCGCAUGCGUCGGCAUUGCUGUGUCGAAUGUUU